AUGAAGACCCUAGAAGAUAGGUUUGGACAACCAAAGUUUGUGAUUGAAGGGUUAUUAACUAAAGCAAGAGCAGCCCCUUCUCCAUCAGUAACCAAACCUGAAGCAACAAUCAAAUUCGGAAUCGCCGUUCAAGAAUUAGUGGCAAGCAUCACGUCUUAUAAAAGUAGCCAGUAUCUAUAUUCCAUUGAAAUCCUGAGCACUCUGGUCAAGAAGAUGUCGAUAGAAAUGGAAACUGAGUGGUACACCUGGCUUCGACAAGACACCUCAAGAGAAGAGAAUCUGAAAUAUUUUUCACAAUGGAUUUCUAUAAAACAGUCUGUAGCGUAUCUUGUGUCAACUCUCACUACAGCUUCUGAAAAUACAAAUGACAAAGAUAGAAAGAAGAAGCAGACUAAUCUUGGAACAGUAUCAACGAACCCCAAGCCGGAUCGAAAAGGAUACUGUGUGUACUGCAAAAUUGAAAAUCAUUAUGUAAGUGACUGUCGAAAGUUUUCUGCACUACCAAUUAAGGAAGAAGACGAGUUUGUAAAGAAGAAUCGUAUGUGCUUUCGCUGUUUAAAGAAAAAUCACACAGUCAAAAACUGCAAAUUAAGAAUGACUUGUAAAGUUGAAGGAUGUAGAGGAAGGUAUCAUACAUCCUUACAUGAUAAUUCAAGAUUCGAUGAAGUUCAAGAAAAUGGUGAAGCUAUCCUUCAAGAUCAAUCAAAAUCUCAACCUCCUUCAGCUCCACCAGCUACUCAUAUGCACUGCCAUCAGGGAUCAGCAGUUACAGAUACAGACGAUGAAGUUGAAGAAACGUUAUUAUGGUAUGCCCCUGUUCAACUUAAAGGAACUAAUGGAACCACAAUUUCCGUCAUUGCUAUGUUUGAUACGGGAGCUCAAAAGACUCUCAUUCUGGAAAAAAAUGUGAAGAAACUUAGUAUAGAUGGUAAAUGGCGAGAUCUUUCACUUGGAUGGUUCAACGGACAAGAUAACACGGAUCCAUCAAUGACAACGAGAAUAGAGAUCUCAGGCGACUUUUCAAAUGCAAAGACUUACAUUUUGAAGUGUCAUACUGUUUCAGUAAUGAACUUGCCUUCUCAGACCUAUUCUGCUGCAGAGCUAAAGAAGAAGUAUCCGUACUUACGAAGAGCACCUUUCCCAUCACUGAAGAAUGCAACCCCAUCACUGAUCAUUGGAAAUGAUAAUAUCUCCUUGAUCCUGUCACGAGAUUACAUUGAACAAUCUCCUGAUCUACCAAUUGCUGUGAAAACAAAGUUAGGAUGGACUCUUGCUGGAAAUGGUGAAAUGUUAACUGGAGGAAAACAAGGAAAUUUCUCUAUUUUCACUCGCAAGAAAACUAACAACGAAGAUCUCUCUGAAGUCAUGAGUGACUUCAUUGCAGCCGAAGAUUGUACAACAUUCAAAUCUGCGACACCGAUGUCAAAAGAGGAUGUGGAAACUUUGAAGGUUUUGGAAGAAACAACGAUUAAGAAACAAGGCUGUUGGGAAACAAGCUUACUGUGGGAAAAUGAUGUUCUACCUGUACUUUCGUCUGAAGAAAUGGUAAGAAAGAGACUGUUAACCAUGGAAAGCAAAGCCGAUAAGGAUCCAGCUUUUGCUAAGGUAUACACAACCCCUUUCGAAGAAUAUAUCUCAGCUGGAUUUCUCCAGAAGGUUAAAGUAUACCCUAACGAAAAAGAAGACAAGCGAUGGUACCUACCUCAUUUAAUUGCCUUUCACCCGAGUAAAAAGCCAAGACUUGUAUUUGAUGUAGCUGCUAAAAGUAAAGGAAAGUCAUUUAAUGACUUCGUUUACACUGGACCCGAUCUGCUACAAAAACUUGCUGCUGUUUUUAUGAGAUUCCGAAGACAUCGAUUCGCUAUUUCUGGAGAUAUUAAGCAGAUGUUUCACCAAGUUGCACCGAGAAGAAAAGAUCGACCAGCCCAAACGCUUUUGUAUCGUGGAAUGGAUGGUAAUCGAGAACCUGAUUCGUAUGAAAUGUCAGUAUUGUUUUUUGGAUGGACAUGCUCACCGACCUCUGCAAUCUAUGCCAAGGAUCUAAAUGCAAAGGAACAUAUAAACCAAUAUCCAGCUGUAGUUAAUUCCAUCAUUAAAGAUACAUACAUUUACGAUUUCUUGAGUGGAGCUAAAACGGAAAAACAGGCAUUACAAAUGCAGAAAAAGGUUAGAAUGAUUCAUGAGAAUGGAGGUUUUCCCGUCGUCAAAUGGAGAAGCAAUUCGGUGAAAGUUACAAAUGCAAUUCCUUCAGAGCUACUAGCGGAAGGAACGAUCCAAAUUUCAUUAAAGUCAGAUUUAGGAAUUGAAAAAACACUCGGAAUUUUUUGGGAUCAAGUAAAGGACUGUUUCAUAUUUGAGCUGGAUACGAAAAGGAUACCCAAGUAUGUUCUAAAAGGACAUAGGAAUCAGACAAAAUGUCAACUAGCAAGUUUCAUAAUGAGUAUUUUCGACUCGCUAGGAUUUCUCACCCCAUUGAAAGUCAAAGGAAUCAUCGGGCAGCUACGUUGGAAAUUCAAAGUAGAUUGGGAUGAUCAAGUACCGUACGUUAUUGACAUCCGCUUCAAGGACUGGUUGGAAGAACUUCGAGUAAGUCCUGAGUUUGAAGUUCUAAGAUUCUACGAUGUGGAUUUAAGUAUGGAACUCCAACUUCACAUAUUUUGUGAUGCUAGCGAAGAAGCGUUUGCACUCGUUGCUUAUGUACGAGGUCAUGCCAGAGGGAGCUUAAGAGUUUCAAUCAUCGCAGGAAAAGGAAAAGUAGCAUGGCCAAGGAUUUCGACAUUACCAACUGCUGAUAACAGUCAACUUGAGAAACGGGCCAUAAUCAACUUCAUUCAUGAGAGGGAGCCGUUAUAUUAA
Molecule: messenger RNA, 2856 nt
Organism: Diabrotica virgifera virgifera (western corn rootworm)
Lineage: Eukaryota; Metazoa; Arthropoda; Insecta; Coleoptera; Chrysomelidae
Exons: 2
Coding region: 1-2856 (951 amino acids)
Molecular function (GO): nucleic acid binding; zinc ion binding
Source: RefSeq, a predicted model, not a curated record